Messenger RNA from Corticium candelabrum, 1632 nucleotides. Its product is annotated as zinc finger MYM-type protein 1-like. The record is from RefSeq and is a predicted model, not a curated record. NCBI's taxonomy places the organism in Eukaryota, Metazoa, Porifera, Homoscleromorpha, Homosclerophorida, Plakinidae. Bases 1 to 1632 code for a protein of 543 amino acids. The transcript is spliced from 2 exons.
AUGGCGAGAGCUCACAAACUAUUGUACCAAAGCAGUGAAAUAGUCUACUGCGAUUCUACAGCCAGCUUGGACAACUUAAACACUGCAGUGUCCUCCAAUCACAACGUGUUUCCGAGCACGGACGGUCGUCGUUACAAUCCAGAGUGGGAGAGUCAACACAGGUGGCUGAGAUAUUCUCCUAGUACUGAUGCCUGCUUUUGUUGCUACUGUGUGCUUUUUGGUGAUGAGUCAAAGUCUGCUCCUGCUUUCAAGACGACUGGCUUUUGUGACUGGAAGAAUGCUGUUGGAGUAAAGCGUGGUGUACUACUUUGUCACGAGAAAAGUGAAAUUCACAAGAAUGCGUGCAUAGAAGCGUUAUCUUUCAAGAAUGUGGCUGAAGGCAGGAAAGACGACAUCUGUACGAGCAGAUCUAAACAAUAUGAAGAGAGGGUCAGACGUAAUCAAUCGGUUGUCCUAGCUGUAACAGAUGUCCUUAUUGCUCUUGGUCAGCGAAAUAUUCCCUUUCGUGGUCACAGUUGGGACAAAGUGCUGAGAAAAGAAUCUGGUAACUUUGAAUACUUCCUUCAUUGGCAGUCCCAGUUUAAUCCUAUUCUGAAAAGUCAUCUAGAGCACGGAAAGAAGAAUGCAUGCUACAAGAGCCCGAAAAUACAAAAUGAAUUGAUAGAGCUGACAGGUAUUGAAGUGAGGGACAAAAUACUAGAAGAUGCUCAUGCCGCUAAAUGGUUUUCUUUGAUGGCUGAUGAGUGCACAGAUACAGCUAAAGUGGAGCAAAUGUCAGUCUGUAUCAGAUUUGUUGAUGACACUGUACCUGGUCAGGUUCAAGUGAGAGAAGAGUUUUUAGGAUUAGUUAAGUUGGAUUGUGCAGAUGCUUCGUCUAUUUCCAAUGCUAUUGUCAAUUUUAUGAAAGAGUGCAAUUUAGAUAUCCGUUAUCUUCGUGGCCAGGGCUACGAUGGUGCUUCAGUUAUGUCAGGAAAAGUUUCCGGUGUUUCUGCGCGAAUUCUUGAGUUACAACAAAAGGCCAUUUACCAUCAUUGUCGGUCACAUAGACUGAAUUUGGUUAUUGCAUCUUCUUGUAGGCAAGUCCCUUCAAUUCGGGACUUGUUUGAGUCAUUAGGAACGCUCACGUGGUUUCUAGGAGGCAGUCCGAAAAGAAAAGUCAUUCUUUGCAGGCAUUUGAUAGGAGAUAUAUCUGACUUGAUCACAGCAUGUGCAGAAGACAAGGAAGAAGAAGAAUCGAAGGAAGAACUCGAAGAAAACUUUGAACAUGAGAAAACUUCGAAGCUGAGUGAUACGCUUAUUCGUAAAUCAUCAUCACGGCAAGUCCCAGUACUGUGUGAGACUAGGUGGUCAGCUCGACUGGCGACCUUGUCCAGUGUGUUGGCCAAGUACAAAGCCAUAUACCUUGCACUGCAAGGUAUUGCCGCAGAGAGCUGUAGCACUGAUUCGAGGGCAAAAGCUUCAUCUUACCUCAGACUUCUCCAGUCUUCUAGUUUCAUCGUUUGCUUAGUCGUUAGUCAGUAUAUUCUGAGCUUUUGUGACCCUCUUGCAAAGUCUUUGCAAUCUCCAACCUGCGACAUUCUGAAGGCUUACCAAACAGCGAAGCUGCUUCGCACGACGAUUUCUGCACAGUGA